Molecule: messenger RNA, 5034 nt
Organism: Ictalurus furcatus (blue catfish)
Lineage: Eukaryota; Metazoa; Chordata; Actinopteri; Siluriformes; Ictaluridae
Gene: lrrc75ba
Product: leucine rich repeat containing 75Ba
Exons: 5
Coding region: 348-1469 (373 amino acids)
Source: RefSeq, a predicted model, not a curated record
ACACACACACACACACACGCACACACACACACACACACGCACGCACGCACGCACGCACACACACGUACGCACGCACAAACACGCACAGCACAAAGUCACGCCUACCGAACACAAUACACACACACGCACGCGCGCACGGGGAGCACGGAGCACGGGAUUGGUGGGGUGCACGGUGUAGCUGGAGCGGUGUUGUCUGGUGUUGUCUGGUGUUUACGUGUUGAUGUGUUUGAUGCGCGGUGUAACGGGGGAAACCGGAGCGGCGGCUCCAUGAGGAAGCUCGGAUAAGAAGAGGAAGAGGACGGGUAACGGACUGAUCUGCGCGUGCAGUGUUUGUUCCGGACUCAGCCAUGGGCUCGAGACUGAGCCGCCAGAGCAGCCUGGACGGUGGUGGAGGAGGCUCGCGCAGGAGAGUGGGGGGAGGAGGAGGGCGGCGGAAACGCGCGGACAGCGACGGGGAGCGCGAGCCCAGCGCCCCGUUCCCGGCCGCCGUGAUGCUGCUGAGGACCGACAGGAUGCGCGCGAGCGCUCAGAGCCCCUACGUGAGACGGGUCGCGUGGAUCCGCGACAUCCAACAGCUGCUGCGCGAGAGGAAGGUGGAGGAGGCCGCGAGCGUGCUGAGACAGCUGAGGAAGGAUCUGGGAUUAGAGGGGACGUCCCUGAAUGACAUUUUGUACAAAAACGCCGCGUUCCUCAACCUGGUGGAUCCGAUUUCACACGAGCUGCUGCUGAGUCUCGCUCGAGACAUGCAGUGUCCCAAAACGGACUCGGACAUGCUGAAGUCGUCAGAUAAAAUCUGCAGGCAGCUCAUCUAUCACCUGACACCGCACUCGAAGUGGCUGAGGCAGAGCAUGAGCCGGAGGAAAGCGCAGGCCUGGCUGAAAACAACUCUUCAGAAGAAGCUCUGUAGCGACUCUGUGGAUCUUUCCGGAAUCCCCCUGUCCACACGGGACAUUCGACACGUGACGUAUUACCUCCAGACCAGCGGGGGCGCCAUUCUAUCCGUGGAUUUGAGCUUUACUGAGCUACGGGAUGAAGGUUUACGAAUCCUGUUGCCUGUUUUGAGCGUUUUGCCCAAACUCACCACAUUGGCGCUGAACGGAAACCGUCUGACUUUGUCCAUCAUGAAGGACCUGACCGAGGCUGUGAAAAAUCCACAGAGUUUCUUGUGUCUGGCCUGGAUCGAUCUCGGGAACAAUGUGGACAUAUUCACCAUGCCUCAGCCCCUCCUGGUGGCGCUGAGGCGGCGCUGUAGCUUAAAGAGCAGUUUGCCCACCAUAUACGAGUACACAGAGGGGCAGCCAUAUUGCUACCGUAUGGAGAGCUCCAUUGAGGAAGCGAGCCUUUAUGAGGAAGACGAAGAAGAGUACGAAGAUGAAGAUGAGAUGGAAGACAAGUUAGAUGUGGAGCAGUGGAGCAUUGUAGAGCAGAAGAGUUCCGGAAGUUUCACCUUGAACUAUUGUGAGAGGUGAAGCUAUCUGUUGACCUUUAGCGUAACCCUUCACUGAGGACGUAGAGCGGAAAUAAGACGAAUUAGAGGAAGACGGAGAGAUGGAGGGACCGAUGCCGCCUCUGUGCACCAAUUGUCGUCGCUCCAUGAGUUUCCCCGUUCCCCAUCGUGGCUUUAUUGUGAUCCAGCACCAUUAAAUUCACACAGGAAGUCAAACGGCGACGAGAAAAACCGACACAGUUCACGCUCGAUUAGCGUAAAAAAAAAAUCACUCACCGUUUUAGCCGUUGAUGCUCCUUGGCGCUGGUGAGGGGCAGUUCAUUGGUUCUUUGGCAGGACUGUGAGGAGAUUCGGAGACAUCACUUUCUUCUAUACACAAUUAAAAUAAAUAAAUAAACACCAAUAAAAGAUCCAGAAAAUCCAGAAAGAAUGGACCAGCUUAGCUUGAUUAGCUGACUAGCGUCCUCAUGGUGUUUCUGAACAAGGAGUCCAAACGUUUAGCUAUGGUGGAGUACUGAUAUGUGUGUUUAUGUAUGUAUGUGUGUGUGUGUGUGUGUGUGUGUGUGUGUGGUCAGAUUUGGCACAAACUGUCGCCACCACACAUUGCCGCUAACAUCACUAAACACCACUGUGUUCUUUGCUAAUCUUCCAACAAAAGCCAUGAGAGCAGCUCAACAAACCUGUCACGUGAGCGCUGACAAAACUGCUACGUCAAGACUUUUUUCCCCUAAAACGUUCGUUUGUAGACGUCUGGUUGUCACACAUCUGCGAAUAAUGAUAAAAAAUAUAUACAAUACUGUGAUGUGUUCCUUUUUAUCGAGGCUUUGCUAGCACAAGGUGUAAACUGCUAACAGUCUCUCCAUGCCUGUCUUCAUUAUUAUUGCUAACAAAUAUAAUCUUUAUACUAAUGCAUAUGACUUUUUCAGAUUAACAUAAUACAUCACAUUAGCCUAGAUAGUUCCAUGGCUAAUUUUAGCAUCAGUGUAUAAGGCUCUAGGCUCUACGUUAAUCAUGGCUUGCUAUAUCAUCACUGCUAACAACGUAACAUGCUAGCUUUUAGUCACUUUAAAUCCACAACAAAUCCAGUCUGCCACUUCUUGUUUCUUACUUCUUGAUAACCUUUAAAUAAGAAAUAUAACUGUUAGCAAUCAGCAUUUCACUCACUUGGCUAAGACGAGAAGGGCUAGCAUGACUAGUGUGACUAGAGCUCCAGUUUUCUCUACUUCCUGUAGCCAUUUCAACCCUUUAAAGAGGUUUUUUGCACAUUUUAGCUAUUUAUUUUAAAGGCUAAUUUUGUUAAUGUCGAUGUGAAACACUCGUACUCGUAAAGCUUGUAUUUUUCUUCCAAUAUAACACCCCCCACUCCCACACACGCACACACACAGAAUUGCUUAUGAAUAACUGUACUGUAAAUGUUGGUAAAUCUAUAAUAUGUCUGUGGUAUAUAGUGUGUUUUCUUUUCCACUGUGUGUAUAUAUGUGUACUGGUGUAACGUUGUCUUAACGUCGUGUGCGUGUGUGUGUCUGUACUUAGUCCUACUGUGUUAGUGUCAGUCCUGUGGUGUUGAGUCUCAAGUCCUCAUGCAGUUUGAGACUCAAUUUGUCCUUUCACAGGACUCAAGCAGCAACGAUGAUAUUUAAUAGUGCGAAAAUAAUUCUGCGUACUUCAAAUAAAACGUCACACAAAUGCAGUCGAUCAGCCGGGUUUAGUGUCCGAAGUUUCUUUACUUUUGCACCGGUGCUAUUAACGCUUCUAACCCUUGUGUCAUCUGACUCUGAGGUAAAUGAAACUUUGAGGUAAAUCAGACGCUGAGGUAAUUCAGAUAUUGAGAUAUUAGGACACUGAGGUAAAUCAGACAUUGAGGUAAAUCAGAUAUUGAGGUAAAUAGGACAUUGAGGUAAAUCAGAUGCUGAGAUAAAUCAGAUAUUGAGAUAAUAGAACACUGAUCUAAAUUGGACAUUGAGGUAAAUAGGACACUGUGGUAAAUUGGACAUUGAGGUAAAUCAGAUAUUGAGGUAAAUAGGACAUUGAGCUAAAUAGGACAUUGAGGUAAAUCAGAUGCUGAGAUAAAUCAGAUAUUGAGAUAAUAGAACACUGAUCUAAAUUGGACAUUGAGGUAAAUAUGACACAGGUAAAUUGGACAUUGAGGUAAAUAUGACACUGAGGUAAAUUGGACAUUGAGGUAAAUAGGACACUGCGAUAAAUUGGACAUUGAGGUAAAUGAGAUAUCGAGAUAAAUAAGACAGGUAAAUUGGGCAUUUUUGGCAAAGAGAAGACUGAGGUAAAUUGGACACUGAGGUAAAUCAGGAAUUAAGGUAAAUUGGACAGUGAGAUAAAUCAGACAUCGUGAACAUUUCAUUUUUGACUGAACUUCACCAUGCUAAAACAUUUACUCACAAUAAGGAGGUCAUUAGCAUUAGCUGGUUUAGCCUCUCAGCUGAGUGAAUCCUCUACUAAGAAUAAUUUCAGCUUAUUUACUGAAGUCUUGUACCUAAAUAUAAUCUACAUUAUUGUGGGAUCAUGAAAAACAGUCGUGUAACCAGUGUAGUGACACACCUGAGCUGUAACCCACCUCUGUUCUGACUUCCUCGCUACGCCACCGCUAGACAUGUGCCGAUAGUCUGCUAUAUUGUCAUUUUUUACAUAUAUAAUAUUGUUAGCAUUGAUACCUCAAAAUAUUAUCACUCCCCUUUGCAUUCAGUUUGCGAAUAUGGUGCCUUAGUGGGGCUACAUUGUUGUUUUUUCCCCCCAAAGACAAUAUCUGUCGCAUCCUGUAGGUAGCAUGAGGAGAAUCUAGUUAGCGGUUGAUGCUAAGUGUUAUUUAUCACCACAUCUGAGGUAAAUGUUGAUGUUCCACAUAAUACUGUCUUGUUUCCACCGUCACUGUGUCUUUACAUUGUCCAUAUUUUGAGUACUUAAUGGUUAGGUAAGUCAUUAGCCUUGUUUUCAGCUAAAUAACUAUGUUAUAAUUCAGUGUUCAUGCUGCUUACUUACUUAGCAACAGAGGUCUAUUGAAUUUUACCAUUUGGAUGUCAAGUGUGUCACAUAUUUAACUUCCUACAUGGAACACACUAAUAUAAUCUAUUACAGUUCCUAACAUUUCAUUAUGAUUAAAAGUCAUAUUAGUGUUUGUAGACCAUAUGUUGUUCCCAGGAUAAAAUUUGUAACUAGCAAAUGCAAUAUUAACACACAGUUAACAUAUGGAACUUUCUAGAUCGCGAUAGUUAGCUAGCUAGUUAUGGUAGUCACUAUUUUUUUUUAAAAGCUAGUGAACGAUUGUGUCCCUGUAGCACAAACGUCGCAUAUUUCAGUAAACAAUAUUGCAGUUGUAUGAAAAGUUCAACAUCGGCCCAUGCCUAGCCCGAACGCAGUGUGUUAUUAAUCACGGCAAAAAUCAGUUCUAUGCUGUUAAAUCAAGUCACUAACUGUGGGUUCGGUUAUUGUUAUCGUUUCUGUGUACGUUUGUAUAACACGUCUCUGUGUCUAACCGGUGUGUGUGUGUGUGUGUGUUCAAAAAUUGUGAAUUAAACAAUAAUUUAUACGACUGUUACAUGACACUUGAGUAAUAAAAUCACUGAAUAUUGAAA